AUGGAAGUGCACGCCCAUUUGAUCAUACUCGGCCUCCAUCAAGACGCAAGGCUAAGAAACCUCGUGGUUAAUGUCUACUCGAAGUGCAGGUGCUUCGGCUACGCACGCAAGCUGCUCGACGAAAGUCCUGAACCAGACUUGAUAUCCUGGUCGGCCCUGAUUUCAGGGUAUUCGCAGAAUGGGUUGGGCCAGGAGGCGAUCUCGGCUUUCCGCGAGAUGCAUUCGCUGGGGGUUAAGUGUAACGAGUUCGCUUUCCCUAGUGUGUUCAAGGCUUGUACUCUCACCAAUGAUUUCAGGCUAGGGAAGCAGGUCCAUGGGACGGUGGUGGUCACAGGGUUCGAGAAUGACGAGUUCGUUUUGAACAGUAUGGUCGUUCUUUAUGCAAAAUGUGGGGAGAUUGCGGACUCGACGAGGAUCUUUGAUGCAAUCCCACGCAGGACUGUUGUCUCCUGGAAUGCUUUGCUCAACUGCUACGUGCAGCGUGAUUCGUUUGGGGAGGCGGUGGAGCUGUUUCAGGACAUGAUUGUGAGCCAAACACAGCCUAACGAGUUCACAUUGUCGACUAUGAUAAACGCCUGCACUGGCUUGGAGGAUGGUAGGCAGGGAAGGAAAAUUCACGGGUACUUGAUAAAGCUUGGUUAUGACUUGGAUUUAUUCUCUGCAAAUGCUCUGGUUGACAUGUAUGCAAAAGUAGGAACUCUAAAAGAUUCUGUCAGUGUCUUCAAUGGAAUAGCAAAAGCUGACAUUGUUUCAUGGAAUGCUGUUAUUGCUGGUUGUUCACAUAAUGGAGAAGAUGUUGAAGCUGUUUCUCUUUUCCCUCUGAUGUACGGGGAAGGAGUAGGAGUCAACCAGACAACUCUAUCAACAGUUCUCAAAUCCAUAGCUAGCUUGCAGGCUAGCCACAUUUGCAGGCAAAUGCAUGCACUUUCUCUGAAAUCAGGCUUUGAAUAUAACAAUUAUAUAGUAAACGGCCUUGUUGAUGCUUAUGGAAAAUGUGGACAGUCAGAAGAUGCAUCAAGGGUAUUUAAGGAAAGUCAAACUUCAGAUUUGUUGGCUUUCACUUCUAUGAUAACUGUUUAUUCUCAAGAUGGGCAAGGUGAAGAAGCUCUUAAGCUAUAUUUGGAAAUGCAGAGUCAAGGUAUCAAGCCAGAUGCAUUUGUUUACAGCUCUCUCUUCAACGCCUGUGGGAAUUCUCUUGUCAAUAGUUAUGCCAAAUGUGGGAGCAUAGAUGAUGCAGAACGUGCCUUCCGUGAAAUACCAGAAAGAAGUAUAGUCUCAUGGUCUGCAAUGAUAGGAGGAAUGGCUCAACAUGGGCACGGGAGACUGGCCCUCCAAAUGUUCAAUGAAAUGCUGAAAGAGGGUGUUGCUCCUAAUCACAUAACUCUAGUAAGUGUCCUUUGUGCUUGCAACCAUGCAGGCUUGGUAACUGAUGCCAAGAGAUAUUUCUCAUCAAUGGAGGAGCUAUUUUCUGUUCAACCUAUGGAAGAGCACUAUGCAUGUAUGAUCGAUAUUCUCGGCCGAGCUGGGAAGCUUGAUGAGGCAAUGGAGCUUGUAAACACAAUGCCUUACGAAGCUAAUGCUGCAGUAUGGGGUGCACUUCUUGGUGCUGCUAGGAUACAUAAGAAUGUCGACCUCGGGAGUAAAGCUGCUGAAAUGCUUAUCAAUCUGGAACCAGAAAAAUCGGGUACCCACAUUCUUCUUGCAAAUAUUUAUGCAUCAGCUGGGAUGUGGGAUGGGGUAGCAAAGAUAAGGAAAGUUAUGAAAGACAGUAACGUGAAGAAGGAGCCUGGAAUGAGUUGGAUGGAGAUAAAGGACAAAGUCCACACCUUUAUAGUUGGUGAUAGAAGCCAUCCUAGAGGCAAAGAAAUAUAUGCUAAGCUCGAGGAGCUCAGUGAGCCUUUGAGAAAAGCAGGCUAUGUUCCCAUGGUGGAAACUGAUCUUCAUGAUGUUGAAGAAAGGGAAAAGGCUAAGCUGUUGUACCACCACAGCGAGAAACUUGCAGUGGCUUUUGGACUGAUUGCUACCCCUCCUGGAGCUCCCAUUAGGGUGAAGAAGAACUUACGGAUUUGCUUGGACUGCCAUACUGCAAUCAAGUUGGUUUCGAAGAUUGCUUCGAGGGAAAUCAUCGUCAGAGAUAUCAACAGGUUCCAUCACUUCAGAGAUGGUUUGUGUUCUUGUGGAGAUUACUGGUAA
Molecule: messenger RNA, 2193 nt
Organism: Linum tenue
Lineage: Eukaryota; Viridiplantae; Streptophyta; Magnoliopsida; Malpighiales; Linaceae
Source: the annotation of a GenBank genome assembly